Dromiciops gliroides (monito del monte) is the source of this 639-nucleotide messenger RNA. RefSeq names its product pre-mRNA-splicing factor SYF2-like. Lineage: Eukaryota; Metazoa; Chordata; Mammalia; Microbiotheria; Microbiotheriidae. Gene Ontology annotation, cellular component: post-mRNA release spliceosomal complex; Prp19 complex; catalytic step 2 spliceosome. The record is from RefSeq and is a predicted model, not a curated record.
AUGGGGAAGCUGCACCUGAAAAGGAAUGUUAAUCAUCAGGAGGUUGUGGAAGAAGAUAAAAGGCUCAAGCUGCCAGCAAACUGGGAGGCUAAGAAGGCUCGUUUGGAAUGGGAACUUCAAGUUGAAGAAAAGAAGAAGGAAUGUGUUGCAAGGGGGGAAGACUAUGAACGAGCGAAGCUACUGGAGAUCAGUGCGGAAGAUGCAGAAAGGUGGGAGAGAAAGAAGAAGAGGAAAAACCCAGAUCUGGGGUUUUCAGACUAUGCAGCUGCUCAGUUGCGCCAGUAUCAUCGGUUGACCAAGCAGAUCAAACCUGAUAUGGAAACAUAUGAAAAACUGAGAGAGAAACAUGGAGAAGAAUUCUACCCAACAUCCAAUAGUCUUCUUCAUGGAACACAUGUACCUUCUACAGAGGAAAUUGAUAGGAUGGUUAUAGAUCUAGAAAAACAAAUUGAGAAACGAGAAAAAUACAGUCGGAGGUGUCCUUAUAAUGAUGAUUCUGAUAUUGACUACAUUAAUGAAAGAAAUGCCAAAUUCAACAAGAAAGCAGAGAGAUUCUAUGGGAAAUACACAGCUGAAAUCAAACAGAAUUUGGAGAGAGGAACGGCUGUCUAAACUUCAGGAAAUGUUGGACAUGGUAGU